Tachysurus vachellii is the source of this 2112-nucleotide messenger RNA. RefSeq names its product acyl-coenzyme A thioesterase 1-like. Gene Ontology annotation, biological process: acyl-CoA metabolic process; fatty acid metabolic process. Gene Ontology annotation, molecular function: fatty acyl-CoA hydrolase activity. The record is from RefSeq and is a predicted model, not a curated record. The transcript has 11 exons. Lineage: Eukaryota; Metazoa; Chordata; Actinopteri; Siluriformes; Bagridae. The coding region runs from base 77 to 1387 and encodes 436 amino acids.
CCGCAUUCUCCGCUUCAAUAUAAGUUUGUAACAGUGUCGCAAUUUUCACUUCAAAGUCUGCUGGCGUUUUAAGAGCAUGCUGUCUGCAGACAGGGCUCAGACCGCGAUGGUGGUGGGCUGCCCGUGCCCUUUGCUUUCAGUUGAACCGAUUCGGGGUCUCUUGGACGAAAAACUCAGGAUCACUGUGACAAAUCUGAACCCACAGCAAGAGGUGACCCUUCACUGUCUCCAUCUUUCAGAAGACAAGGACGUGUGGGACGCAUUUGGACACUAUGUGAGCGACGAGCAUGGCAGUGUGACAGUGGCAAAGGACUCCAGCGUGGGAGGCACAUAUACAGGUGUGGAGCCCAUGGCACUCAUGUGGAGCCUGCGGCCAGUACCAGGUAGCCGAAAGGGAUUGAGGUUGCGAAAGCAAGAUGUCCUUUCACCAAUGAUAUUCCACAUUUCUGUGUAUAAUGGACACAUCGCUCAGGACUUUGAAGGACUCAAACCAUUAGUGACUAUCAUCAUAGAAAGGUGGUACAUAGCUCCUGGUGUGCAGAGGGUCGACGUGUGUGAGAAAGGAGUUGAAGGAACUUUGUUUAUCCCUCCAGGUCCUGGCCCAUUUCCAUGUGUGUUGGACAUGUGGGGAGGAGGUGGAGGCCUGGUGGAGUAUCGAGCUGCCCUCCUGGCAUCACAUGGCUUUGUUGCUUUAGCUCUGCAGUAUAUGUUUUCAGAAGAAGUCAAAAAAGUUAACGCCAUUUACUUUGAGGUAGCAUAUCAGAUGUUGCAGGAUCAUCCCAUGGUCAUAAGGGACAGAGUAGCUCUGUUGGGCCUCUCAUUUGGUGGUGCUGUUGCUCUAUCUAUGGCUGCCCACUCCUCUGUCAUUAAGCCCCUGUGUUGUGUAUGCAUCAGCUGCAGUCAUGUCACUCCUGUACGCAAUUCUUUAUCUGAAGUCUAUGAAGCGUUACACAGAAUGUUUUAUAAAGCACGUGUAGAGGAUGAUCAGAUGAUCUGGAGAGACAUCAUCUUGCCCAUUCCAACAGAUCCAGCUGAAAAAGUGGAUGUUGGCCUCAUAAGAUGUCCUUUUCUUGUGAUUGCUGGUGAUGAUGAUCAGAACUGGGCCACACUGGAGUCAGCUGAAGACAUGGUGAAAAUAACUGAAAAGGCAGGAAAUCGGCAUUUGCUCAGUGUCCUCAUCUAUCCUGGUGCAGGACACCUGAUAGAGCCGCCCUACACACCACACCACAGAGCCUCUAACUUUGUGAUUGAAGGCAAAAACAAAGUGAUCAUGCUUUGGGGUGGACAGACUCGACUGCAUUCAUAUGCACAAGAAGACUCAUGGGAGAGAAUUUUGGACUUUUUAUACCAACACCUCUACAGUGCCGCUCCACAGGCCCGACUCUAAUGGCAUGAGUUUUGCUUUGUGAAAUCGAUAAUAGAAAAAUACACAAAACUCCUCCAUACACCUGACUCCACCAGUUUAAGCAGUCCAAUAAAUCAGUUUAAUCAACUUUCAGUGAACUCUGGUUUGGCUUUGGCUUCUACGGCCCUUUACAGGUCAGAAAUGUGUAAAUAAUCUAACAAAAACAGAUAAUUAUUAUUUAGCUAGCAGGCCAGUAAGAAUUUAUCUGCUAUUAUUUUUCCCUAGAAGUAAGAACCGACAGUGAAAAAACUGAAUUUCUUCAAUUGUAUAAAAUACAAAUUAAAGGUGGGGUGCACCAUGUUUGAAAGCCAAUGUUGACAUUUGAAAUCACCAAAACAAACACGCCCCCAACCCAAAUGGGUGUCACCCCUGUUUUGAUAGCUAACACGGGUCCUGCUUCUUGCCUUAUCGUAAGCCUUUUUUCGCUUUUCGUUUUUAUCCGCCAUGUCAAUGUUUCAACCGCUUUCUGCUAAUGUCAUACAUGCGCACUGAACACUCUCUCCGCCACAUAUUGACAAUACACACCCCUUUCUGCUCAUUGGCUACACGUUUGUUUUGUUUGUCGGCCCGACUCAGUUUUCUGAAGCAUUUCUCAAACAACGUGCACACCACCUUUAAUAUAUUCAGCAGUAUAAUCAAGUAUGAACACAUUCAGAUUGAACAGAUAAUGCAAAAAAUGAAUAAUUAAAUAUGAAUUCAGAUCUGAA